CUUCUGUUCUGUUUUGUCUCUAUGGAGAUAGGUAAAGUCUUGGUUUGAUGAACAUCUUGUUCCAUGCAUGUUCUGCUGCUAUAAAAUCAAAGAGUCGCAGUCUUGUUGGAUACCACUCAACUUGUAGGAUUAGUAUUAACUCAGCUUUGGAAAGUCUUCUCGUUCGUUCAUAUUCAUCUGCAAUGACAAAGAGGGAUGGUUCUAAAGAAAAAAAGAAGAAUGCUUCUAAAGGAGAAAAGAAGAAUGGUUCUAAAGGAGGAAAGAAGAACGGUUCUCAAGGGAAAAAGCCAGAUCACGCUCAUGCACCUAAAAAGAAGGAUGAGAAAAAUGCUUUCUUUGUCGUUAGGAAAGGAGGCCUGGUUGGUAUCUACAAAAGCUUGAAUGAUUGCCAGUUUCAAUCGGGAUCCUCGAAUUGUGAUCCUCCCGUCAGUGUGUAUAAAGGCUAUUCCAUGACUAAGAAGACAAAAAAAUACCUUAACUCUAGAGGGAUUAAAGACGCUCUUUAUUCUCUCAGUGCUAAAGACUUUACUGAAAAUCUUUUUGGCACUCUAUUACCAUGCACAUUGAAGAAAGUAUCACAUGAAGCAGUGAGGUCAAAGAAUGGGGUAAUUCCGUUUUCUUGGCUUCAUUUGUUUUUGCCAUGGGGUACAUUUUGUUCACGUACCUGCAGCCCUCCUGUAUGCUUGAAUGUGAUGGUUCUUCCAAAGCAAAUGGACAAGCAGGGGCAGGUGCUGUGCUACGUGCAGAUAAUGGAAGUGUGAUUUGUCGCCUUCGUGAAGGUUUGGGCACUGCAGAUUCUACAACAGCCGAAUAUAGGGCCAUUAUUUUGGGAUUAAAGUAUGCACUUCGCAAAGGAUUUGCUCACAUUCGUGUGCAGGGUGACUCCCAAUCUGUCUGCAUGCAGAUCCAGGACCAGGUGAAAGUUAAAAGCCCAAGCAUUUCAAGCUUGUGCGAGCAGGCCAAACAACUCAAGGCCAGCUUUCAAUCCUUCCAGAUAAAGCAUGUUCCACGGAAAUCCAAUUGUGAAGCUGAUAAACUGGCAAGUUUGGGUGCUGAGCUCCCUGAUGGCCAGAUUGAAGAGGAGAUGGAGAAAUGAGGCAUGGGUUCCUUAGUAUUUGGCUUUCAUGUAAACCACUGAAUGUAGUUCAUGGCAUGCAAAACAUACAUUGCAUGAAUAUGGUGUCAAUGAAGCAUUAUUUCAUCGUAAAUUGUAAUUACUCUUUUCUGUAUAUAUUUUUAGUCUUGUCUCCUUUUUCUAUCACAAAUACAUGGUCAGACAAAAAAACGCUCCUCGUCUUAGCUAU
Cuscuta europaea is the source of this 1304-nucleotide messenger RNA. The record is from the annotation of a GenBank genome assembly. Lineage: Eukaryota; Viridiplantae; Streptophyta; Magnoliopsida; Solanales; Convolvulaceae.